AUGACGCAUAAGAUCAGCUUGGUGCCUGGUGGCUGCACUGGGGGAUGCGAGGCCGAGAUGGCGGCGCUGAAAGGACGAGUGGCCCGACUAGAAAGAGAGAUGUCGUCUCUGAAAGAUAAAUGUCCCUGUUCUGCAAACUGUCCACAUGACUGUAGUGGCAAUGGGGAAUGUGAGAAGGGCAAAUGUGUCUGCCAACAGGGAUUCACAGGUGUAGACUGCAGUAGGUGCACACAAGGAGCAGAGUGUAACAAAAGUAAGUGAAAGUCUGCGCUGUUAUUAGAUAAUGAUGUUUUCUUUGGCCAUUGACUAACUUCAAGUCUCUACUCUGCAAUUACAGAAGCUGCCAAAGGGAAGGCCAGGCUAACAGUGGAGACAGUGACCCUGCAGGGAUCAAAGAUUCACAGAGUAACUGCAAUCACAGGUCCUGAGCCUGCCACAGAGAUGGUUUUCAGCAAUGUAACCGAGUCUUCUUUUGCGGUCUCCUGGUCCAAACCAAAGACAGUGUUCACAGGCUUCAGGGUUGUAUACACCAACAUCAUCACAGGGGAGAGCCGCUUUGUGAUGGUGGAUUCUCAGAAGUCCCAUGUUGUUCUGUCCGAGUUGUCUGCCGGAUCCUCCUACCUAAUCACUGUAACUGCCACACUUGGUCGAGCCCAGAGUGACGGUCUCACAUCCGUCAUCACCACAGUGCCUGCCCCUCCAACACAUCUUCAAGUUGUCAAUGUGACAGACACCAGAGCUGUGCUGCAGUGGACACCCAGUCUGGGGAAAGUAGACCGCUUCAUCAUCAGCUAUGAGUCCUCCAAGACUCCUAAUGUCACAGUGACCGUGAUGCUGUCAGGAAACUCAGUGGAGCACCAGCUCAGAGGCCUGCAGAGGGGAACCCUGUACAUGGUCAAAGUGCUGAGCCAGAAGGACAGUCUCCAGAGCAUGGCCAUCGCAACUACGUUCACGACUGCAAAUGUGGUGAAAGCCAGCGAGGUGGGCGCUCGCUCUGCAGUGAUCACUUGGAGGUCCACCGUCAUUUACCACAGCUACAGAGUCAUCUAUCAGGUGGCAGGAGAGGAGACAAAGGAGCUGAUCCUGGAGCCCACCCUUACAGAGUACAGGCUCGCGGGCCUGCUGCCUAUGUCACGCUACAUCGUUGUGGUUCAAGGCGAGAGAGAUGGACAAUACACGUCUGUUGUCACCACAGAAUUCAUCACAGGAAAACUGCGUUUCCCUUACCCCACCGAGUGCUCUCAGGAGCUGCUGAACGGAGCUCUGCAGUCAGGAGAGGUGGACAUCUACCCACAAGGGAAAGAGGGUCGAGCAGUGAGAGUCUACUGUGACAUGGAGACAGAUGGAGGCGGCUGGACGGUGUUCCAGAGGAGAAUGAAUGGAAAAACUGAUUUCUACAGAACCUGGAGUGAAUACAGCGCUGGAUUCGGAAACCUGAGUGAAGAAUUCUGGCUCGGAAACGAGCUCCUGCACAACCUGACCAGCGUCGGCCCUGUGAGUUUGAGAGUGGAUAUGCGAUCUGGAAAUGACACCGCUUACGCUCACUAUGCCAACUUCUCCAUCGACUCAGAGGAGAGGCAGUAUACUCUUAUAGUGUCUGGCUACACAGGAACAGCAGGUGACUCUAUGAAGUACCACAAUGGACGUCCGUUCUCAUCCCGAGACAAGGACCCUGAUCCUCUGGGCAUCCACUGUGCCAGGGCCUACAUGGGAGGCUGGUGGUACAAGAACUGCUACAAGACCAACCUCAACGGACUUUACGGCAGCAGCAGCAAUAAUCAGGGAGUAGUCUGGAUAGACUGGAAAGGUAAAGACUCCUCCAUCCCCUUCACCGAGAUGAAGUUCAGGCCCUCCAGGUUCUCUCCUGCAACUCACGGCUAAAGGUGCAUCAGCGUCCGUGAGCU
This is a messenger RNA of Stegastes partitus (bicolor damselfish), 1904 nucleotides long. It is a transcript of the gene tnxba, whose product is annotated as tenascin XBa. Gene Ontology annotation, molecular function: protein binding. The record is from RefSeq and is a predicted model, not a curated record. The transcript has 14 exons. Gene Ontology annotation, biological process: regulation of cell adhesion; neuron projection development. NCBI's taxonomy places the organism in Eukaryota, Metazoa, Chordata, Actinopteri, Pomacentridae.